Schizophyllum commune H4-8 is the source of this 1300-nucleotide messenger RNA. RefSeq lists its product as uncharacterized. The record is from RefSeq and is a predicted model, not a curated record. Lineage: Eukaryota; Fungi; Basidiomycota; Agaricomycetes; Agaricales; Schizophyllaceae. The transcript is spliced from 4 exons. Bases 1 to 969 code for a protein of 322 amino acids.
AUGCCCUUCCACGCCCUACGCCCUUCGGUCAGACGCUCGGGGACGUACGGCUUCUCCUCCUCGGCGGAAGAGGUCGUGGAGAGAGGCGUGUGGGAAGACAUCGACGGCGGCCGUGUCCUGCGCGCUUCCACAUACUGGAUAGAACACCGCGAUGCACACGGUCUCGAGAAGUUCGAACCUGCGCACAACAUUGAGAUAGUCGAGCUCGCAGGGUACGACUAUCACGACGACGUGAACGGGAUCGUCCACACUAUCUUGUCGAUCGUCCACGCGCCAUUCAUAUCGGUCGCCCAGGCCCUCACACCCGAGAGCGCGCUCUCGCCCGUCGUCGCGAACCUCCUCGCCUCCUCGACGUCCCCGCUGUACACCGGCCUCGUGUUCCUCUCCCCAUCAACCCCAUCAUCAUACGAGCAGACGAUUGUCGAUCGCUUGGGGCUUCAUAUACCCAUCGUGGUCCUCCCGCGCGCUGCAAGGUCACGGUACCCCGCCACAUCACGGCUGUCUUCGCUGAGCCCACCGUCUGCUCUGUCGCUGCGUGCUACACUCUUCCGCGCACCUGACGCCCUCAAUGCAUUGAGAGGGGAAGCCGUUGACCGCUUCAUGCGCUGGCGCGAGGUUGAGCACAUCGCGAGCGAGAUUUCCGUCGCGCGGCAGCACUCACUCGCCGCCAGUGACCGGACGUGGAGCAAGGCGCAGUGGGAGGCCGAGUGGGAGGCGACGCUUUCGCAGGACGUUUCUCGGCGACUGCGCGAACGCCGCGGAACGGUGACAGCGGCGCCCAAGUUGCCUUGUGGGGUGCAAGGCGCGCUCGAUCCGCUACACCUGCCGUCCCUGGUGAUGUUCUCGCUGUCUUUGGUUGACCCGCUGAGGAAGCGAGUGUCGGCCUGGGUGGCAUCGAUACCUGCGGGGCUCGCCAUGCUCGGUGGGUUCUGCCUAGGACUUGGCAUCGGAUUCUACGUGCGCGUUUGAAGGCCCUCUCAUCGCGUCCAUACAUGGCAUCAUUUCCUGUAUCAUUGUAUGCGAGGUCAUCCUUCUUCGCAUACCCAUCUGACCUGGUCGUGUACCUUUGAUUUUCUCCCUCACGAACCCUUUACGCCUACUCACGUUUCUCUCCUUUCUCUUAACCUCGCGUUUCUCUCCUGCCUCACGCUCCAUUGAUCUCUAGACAUGGCAUCCGUAUCUAUGUAUGUAUUACCAGCUGUUGUAUGUUGUCGUGCUGUAUGUAGCUGGUGUGGAGGGUGGUUGGCUGUUUUUCAGAUGGUGGUUGCUUUGAAUAUAUGCAUAUGCGCAGUUUUAAGUG